GAUAAUAGCUGUUUCUACCGAUCCCUAAUUCAGCUUCGGUGAUUCCGUCGCCGACAAGCUUCUGCUGGGGUUGGAACUGUUACUAAAUACUAACCCAUCCUCUUGAUUUUCUUUUUGGCCAUGUAUCCUGAUUCAAAUAAUUGAGCAAGACCCCCAAAUUCCCAAUUUAUUCGAACCUAGAUUUGGGUUUUCAAUUUCACCAUUUUUCCUGAAACCUAAAAUUUGUUCCCUCUUUCCAUGGCAAACCCAUCUUCAUCAGCUCGCUCAUCCGAUUCCGGGCAGUUUACCUACUCCGACGGCUCCUACUUCCCCAUGCCUUUUCAUCUUCAGCAAUCUGCUUCCGCGACGCCGUCUCACUAUGCUGCGCCUUAUGUGGCGGCGUCACCGGCGGUGCAAAUUCCUCCUCAAGCGCCUACCGCCGCUGUGCCCGGUGUUUACGCUUAUCCACAGUAUCAGCAGGCGCAGCAGUUAUUUCAACGGGAUGCACAGACAAUCACACCCGAGGCUCUUGAGAAUGUCAAAGCAGCCAUUGCUAACAGCGAGAUCGAGCACAAGGCAGAGACAAAAAAGAAAUCAAUUCCUCGCAAAGCUGCAGGGCAAUCAUGGGAGGAUCCUUCGCUGGCAGAGUGGCCAGAGAAUGAUCAUCGGCUGUUCUGUGGUGAUCUUGGUAACGAGGUAAAUGACGAUGUUCUUUCGAAAGCUUUUUCACGAUUUCCUUCGUUUAACAUGGCCAGAGUUGUAAGGGAUAAGCGGAGUGGAAAAACAAAAGGCUAUGGAUUUGUUAGCUUCGCGGAUCCUUCUGACCUUGCUGUUGCUCUCAAAGAGAUGAAUGGUAAAUAUGUCGGAAAUAGGCCGAUCAAAUUGUGCAAGAGCAAGUGGAAGGAGAGAACGGAUUAUGAAGCUCUAGAGAAACACAAGAAACAAUCUCGCAAGAAACCGAAACCUUCCAAAGUGGGUGUAUUACAUUACUGAGCGACCCGCCAGAAUUUCUGACACUGGGGCUGAAACGAAAUUGCACAAGCUGUAUGAAUUACUUCAAUGUUUAGAAGUUCCGUUAUUUCUUGUCUUCUUCGUUUUCCCCCUGUUCCAAGUUUAUAUGCAAUGUUCUUUGCUGACUUCCCUUUGGUAACGCCCCUCAAUCAUACGGAUGAGGUGAAUAUUUGAGAAUAGAAUUUGAAUUGCCUACUCUAA
This is a messenger RNA of Prosopis cineraria, 1191 nucleotides long. RefSeq lists its product as uncharacterized. The record is from RefSeq and is a predicted model, not a curated record. Gene Ontology annotation, molecular function: mRNA binding. The transcript has a single exon. Bases 238 to 972 code for a protein of 244 amino acids. Lineage: Eukaryota; Viridiplantae; Streptophyta; Magnoliopsida; Fabales; Fabaceae.